Molecule: messenger RNA, 1423 nt
Organism: Trichosurus vulpecula (common brushtail)
Lineage: Eukaryota; Metazoa; Chordata; Mammalia; Diprotodontia; Phalangeridae
Product: alpha-1-antiproteinase 2-like
Exons: 5
Coding region: 103-1359 (418 amino acids)
Biological process (GO): negative regulation of endopeptidase activity
Molecular function (GO): serine-type endopeptidase inhibitor activity
Source: RefSeq, a predicted model, not a curated record
UAACUCUGGUUCAAUCUGUUUCAUAAUACUAUUCGACAGCACAAGUAAGGGACUGGCAGAUUAGCACUGGUAAGAACAGGAAGCUCCUUUGGAAUCUGCUAAAUGUUCCUAAGGAAAAUGCAGCUGCCACUCUACCUGCUCCUGCUAGCGGCCUGGAUUCCAAAAGCUGUUUUCUGCCAAGAGCAAUCUGAUGCUGAAGAACAGAGUCCUCAGGCGAACCAUGAACAGGCCUACCACAAAAUAAGUCUGGCCAAUUCAGAAUUUGCUGGAAGAUUGUUAAAGCUGCUGGUUUCUGAAAAUCCUCAGAAGAAUGUCUUCUUCUCUCCCGUGAGCAUCGCCACUGCCUUCGCCAUGCUCUCCCUGGGGACCAAAACGGCCACCCUAACUAAUCUGUUGGAGGGCCUAGGUUUUAAUCUCACAGAGCUUCAGGAAAGGGAGAUCCACCAAGGUUUCCAAGGUCUUGCUCACCUACUGAACACUACGGAGGGCAAAGUGCAGCUGGAAAGUGGCAACGGCCUUUUUAUUGAUGAUCAGCUGGAACCACUCCAAAGCUUCUUAGAUGAUGCCAAGAACUUGUAUGGAGCAGAAGUGUUUGCCGCAAACUUCAAAGAUUCUCAAGGUGCUAAGAAGCAGAUUAAUGAUUAUGUAGAUAAGAAAACACAUGGAAAAAUUCCAGAGUUAAUCAAGCAUCUAGACCCCACCACAGUGAUGAUUCUGAUAAACCACAUUUUUUUCAAGGGAAACUGGGAGACUGCUUUUAAUGUCACCCUCACUGAACCGCAGGACUUUUAUGUGGAUGAGAACACAACGGUACAAGUGCCGAUGAUGGUGAAAAGGGAAAAACUGUACUACCAUCGUGACGAUGAGCUGUUCUCUUCAAUGGUCGUCCUGCCCUACGAGGGAAACGCCUGGUUGAUUUUAGUUCUCCCGGAUGAAGGCAAAUUAGAGCAGGCGCUGGAAGCUAUAAUCGCUAAGAAAGGAAUAUCACAUUCUAGAUUUGUGGAAAAAAGGAAGGUGAGUAUUUAUCUGCCUAGGAUCUCAGUCUCCACCAGUUAUGACCUUGAACAACUGCUUCCCAAAAUUGGCAUAAGAGACGUGUUCACUGACAAAGCAGACCUCACAGGCAUCUCCACGCAAUCCAAACUACAAGUUUCCAAGGUGUUACACAAGGCGGUCCUUGAGGUGAGCGAAAAUGGCACUGUGGCAGCCGCCAUCACAGACAUAGAAAUCCAGCGCAAUAUAGCAGCUCCCCCUGUCACCAUCAAGUUCGACAGGCCCUUCUUUGUAUCCAUUAUGGAUACAAACAUUCACCAGCACUUAUUUGUAGGGAAGAUUGUCGACCCCACAGCCAAAUACUGAUGGACCACGGUUAGCUGUGACUCAGAAGCUACUGUUGCAAUAAAUAAAAAUGACUAUAAGCCAA